This is a messenger RNA of Mizuhopecten yessoensis (Yesso scallop), 2228 nucleotides long. RefSeq lists its product as uncharacterized. The record is from RefSeq and is a predicted model, not a curated record. NCBI's taxonomy places the organism in Eukaryota, Metazoa, Mollusca, Bivalvia, Pectinida, Pectinidae. The coding region runs from base 1254 to 1580 and encodes 108 amino acids. The transcript is spliced from 3 exons.
GUAAGUACACCAACAUACCCUGUCCCAGUACACAUACAGACAUGCACUCAUACACAACACGUAUGGAGGCACGUCCUUAAAUGACCUUAGCUAUUCACAGGACGUUAAACACUGUACAACCAACCAACAUUAUCAUUUUGAGCGACUCACCCCCGUUAUUCCUUCACAAUUAUCCUUAUAUUUGUUAACAUAAAGAAAGAUUUUGUGAGAUUGAAAAAAAUAAAAACAAAAACAAAAAUAAAAAAAAUACAACCUUGGGUAAGAAAGCAUGCCCUAAAAUAUAAAUUGUUGUAUAUUAGUAUAAAAAUGUUCGAAGUCAAAAACUUAAUUGCGAAAUGUUCAGCGAUUGUUAUUCUAUAUAAAAGAUAAUAUCUGAACGGCAAGCAAAUCGAAUUUAAACCAUACAUAUUACGUGAAAUGGUACCGUACACUAGCCUAUACUACAACAUGUACUUACUUAGGACUGUCUGUUAAAUUUAUCUCUCACUUUUGUACAAAUGCCAGUUUAUCUGACAUUUAUGGUGGGAGGAAAACAAUCGUAUCACAUACUGCCUGAUUAAACAGAAAGUAGGCGAUGACGGUUUAACGCCACUGUGUGGGCCAGUGUACAACGAUAUAUCGAUCAAAAUGUGUGACUCGAUUUUACAUUAUUUUGUUUAUUCUCUCUAUUUUUUCUCAACUAUUACCACAAUUAACCUGAAUGGAAAUAAAUCACUUAAUGCUUCCAAAUCUUGGUUGCAUUGUUUACAAUUUGUCGAAUGGCUUGUUUUUCUCUAUUUAUUCACAUAUCUUCACUCAACAAAUGACGUGCUAAGUGAUUACUCGAGUACACCUCCCAGGUAGUGAAGUCGUCAUUGGUUGGCAAAAGUUUCUUUAUUCACAUUCGACAUAUGCAAUUAUGUUCCCUGUUUGUCGUGUUUGGCGUUCUCAGAUUUAUUUUGGUAAGUGUUUGUAAUUUACACCUGAAAUUAAUAUAACAAUAUCUCGAGUGAAAUAUGAAUUUGUAAGUUAAUCUAUGUUACACACAUAAAUUAUUUUUAUAAAUGAAAACCUGAUGAUUUUCGUUCCAUUACCCUACAACUGAUAUGUUUGUUUACUUGUUCAUUUCGUUGCUGAAUGUCCGGGUAUAGUGAUUUGAUUUUGUUCUGUAUCGCUCUCUAUUACCAUUUUUCUCUUCUCAAUAUUUCAGACGUAUCUGUCGGAUCAUUUAUGUAACUAAGUGGUUAAACUUCCUGGUUGCCCCUAACACCGGGAUGCCUAUCUCCAGUGGUGCCCUGGGGUGGCCCCGGAGUCAUUGGGCCCCACCCCCACGCCCAGCGUUCUCCAAGAAGAAGGUAUAUCCCCACGCUGUAGACUGGGCUAGACAAAGGGCAGAGGAACUAAGACAGAGGAGGCAGGGCCGGGCUCGUAAACGGGACAAGACUCGAAAAAAAAUGAUGUCCCAACGAGACCGACGGAAACUGAAGAAGAGAUUUAUCAUUGCCAUUAUCAUCAUUGUCGUCUUGCUCCUACUCGGAGCUGCUGGUUUCCUCGUCUGGUGGUUUAUCUUCAAAGAUAAUCCAAACUGCAGCCUCCGAUGACUAAACUUACGACGUUUCAGGAAGACUUCGUUAUCUGGAUCUAUAAAAAAUAAAGAUUGUGACAAGAGCUGAGAUCAAUUAGAAUUUCUGAUCCAAACAAAACGUUUGUAAAUAUUAUUUCUCGUGUCCAGAAAUGACUUCACAGCGACGGGAUAUUUGCAGUUGUUAGAAUUCAUUAUGUCUAAGUUACCAUGCGAUCAGAAAAACAUAAUGUUUCGUAAGAACAUUUUUAGCAUAUAAUAGCUCAAAUUGUUCAAGUCAAAAUGAAUCGUACCGUACCCCAAUGGUUGUACAAUAGAAAUUCAAUUUGAUUAACUGAAAUAAAUUACACAUACGACGUUAAACACUUAGGUGAAAUAACUUCUUUGCAUUCUACGUAAUCCAUGAGAAAAAGAGUUAUGAUUAUAUGAGCGUAGUUCAUGGAUUUACGUAUCCUGCUUCUGUUUUCCCGCAUUCCUCCGAUUCCGUCUACAUGUUAUCACAUUGUUCAUUUUCAUACAGUCUUGGAGUUUUAGAUGUAAUGUAUGUCACAUUGUAGAUACAUUGUACUUUGUAAUGUAAUUAUCGUCUCUGAAUACAUUGCGAUAAUGUUGUCCAUACUAAUUCAUUUGUCGCUGUAGGUUGUAUUCCUUGAAUAAAACUCUAAAG